This is a messenger RNA of Peromyscus maniculatus bairdii (prairie deer mouse), 642 nucleotides long. NCBI's taxonomy places the organism in Eukaryota, Metazoa, Chordata, Mammalia, Rodentia, Cricetidae. The record is from RefSeq and is a predicted model, not a curated record.
AUGGACAGAUCACUGUGGAAAUGGAAGAGGCCCUUUGAUGCUCGUUUCACUUUUGAUUCUUACUUCUACUUGGACAAGAAGAGGACUGUGAAGGUGCCUAUGAUGAAAAUUAAGGACUUGACUACACCCUACUUCCGGGAUGAGGAUCUGAACUGCUCUGUGGUGGAGCUGAAGUACACAGGCAAUGCCAGUGCCCUGUUCAUCCUCCCUGAUGAGGGCAGAAUGCAGCAGGUGGAAGCCAGCUUGCAACCAGAGACCCUGAGGAAGUGGAAGGACUCUCUGAGGUCCAGUAUGAUUGACGAGCUCUACAUACCCAAGUUCUCCAUCUCCAGUGACUACAACAUAGAGGGCAUCCCUCAACAGCUGGGUAUCAGGGAAGUCUUCUCCACACAGGCUGACCUGUCUAGGACCACAGGGGCCAAGGACCUCAGAGUCUCUCAGGUGGUCCACAAUGUUGUGCUGGAUGUGGAUGAGACAGGCACAGAAGCAGCUGCUGCCACAAGGGUCAGAGCUUUGGGAUCAGCUCUAAUUUCUAACCCUAUGAAAAUGAAUUUCAGCAGUGUAUUCCUGAUGAUGGUUUCUGACACAAACAUUCAGACUCCACUCUUUAUGGCCAAAGUCACAAAUCCUAAGGGAAACUAG